AUGGAUUGGGAUCGUAGAAGAUUCGAUGACCGGCGAGGGGGGAAAGUUAUCGACCGGCUGACCGACCAGGUCGGUCACCCUCGCGAGGAUACGACCCCCGACACCGACGCUCGCCUCCUCGGAAUCGAUCUCGCCUACGUGGUGAUACUUGGCUGCCAUCUAGUCGAGGCUAUGGACGUCCAAGAAGUCGUUCUCCUCCCGAUUACCGGCGUCGCUCCAGAACCCCUCCCUUCCAAGGCCGAGGUUUUGGGCCUGGUUCGUACGGGAGAAGGCGUUCUCCUCCUCGACGAUUCUCUCCGCGGAGAGAGGAUCGACCCCGAUCCCCUCUUCCAUCAUGGCGCUCCAAGUCUCCUUACAGCGAAGGGCGAUCGCGUGACGUAUCUCGUGGCCGCAGCAGCCCAAGGCGCAAUCGAGAUGCGUCCCUCGGGAGUCAAGAUUUGCGCCCAAUUCGGCGGACUACCCCUCCCAAAGGCCCGACCGGUGACAGAAGCAUCCGAGCCGUCUCUCCGAGAGCGCAAGUCACCUCUACGCUUCGCUCGCAGAGCCCGUCUCAUGCCCUUCCCCGUCGAGACCUGCCUCCGGACUUCAGCCGGGCCCGACCUUUUUCGCAGUCUAGGCCAGUUUCGCCUGUCCAUGUUGCGCGGCCCGAUUCCAGUACUACAUCACGGCGGUCCUCUCCAGUGA
This is a messenger RNA of Penicillium pulvis, 684 nucleotides long. RefSeq lists its product as uncharacterized. The coding region runs from base 1 to 684 and encodes 227 amino acids. The transcript has 2 exons. NCBI's taxonomy places the organism in Eukaryota, Fungi, Ascomycota, Eurotiomycetes, Eurotiales, Aspergillaceae. The record is from RefSeq and is a predicted model, not a curated record.